CACACACACACACACUCGAAUGCAUACGAACCUGUUUAUAAAGUCGAGCACUUCGAAAGUUUUAACAUCGGAAAAGGUUCGACCGAAUUUCCAGAGUCAGUUCUUCACUACUUCGAAAGUUUGAACAUCGGCAAAGUUCAACAGAAUUUCCAGACCCCAUGGAUUUCUCGGCAGGUAAAAAUUUGUAUUUUAAUCAAUUAAUAGUUAAAUAUAAAUUGAGAUACAAUGUUUAUGUAAUUAUCCAGUAGGCAAUGAUAUUGAUAUAAACUUAGAACUAAUCAUUCUGAGUACAAAAAUCAUCAUACUUAUCUGGUCAUUAUGUAAUCUGGUACGAUACUUUAUCUAAAUUGUAAAUAUUCAUUACAUUUAUAUUACAGUGCAAGACCGAGUUAAGCUCAUCUGUUUCUAGUGUAUAGGUAAUUAAAAUUUGUCUCUUAGAUCUAUGUAGUGAUCUAAAAUGAGAAUGUUAAGUUAUUAAAAGUAUGUUUUACUGUUUUAUAGACAGCUUGGUGAUUAUUUCUGAUGAUGAGAUUCCCGAAACAACCACUCAGGACCUUUUGAAUCUGAGUUCCACACAAUUUGAGGGAAACGUGUCUAACAGUGAUUACGACGGAGAUAUUUCAGGUGAGUUGUAGUAUAUUUACCUUCUAUUUACACAGCACAAAUAAAUAAAUAAAUAAAUAAAAUAAAUAAAAGCUUUUUCACAUGUUCUGUGACUUAUAGAUACGAGUGCUGCAAUAGAAGACCCAGAGGAAAUCAUCUCGGAAACCGACAUUCAACAAGACAUCGAACUACAACAGAUCUGCGCAGUGUGGCGUGAAUUCUUCGAAGCAAAGACUGAUUUAUUGGAAAACUUUGGACAGAUUGAUUAUACACUUGAAUCUGGUCGAGGUACAGAUUUUAUCCCUUUACUGUACAGCACGCUUGAAAAUGUGAAUAGAUGUCUCUCAGUGAGCAUAAAGUUGAUUAGAAAAUUGUAUGAUAGAUAUGGCGCAGAAAAGACUGAAAUGCAGUUCGGAUAUGGAGAUUAAAAAAAAGAGAACCGAAAAUUCUCCAUUAUCGCAUGAUUUCUUUUAUGACGGAAACCAGAGUUUUUCAAAUGAUUCGCACACACCCCUGAACCCAUAUUUAACUGAAGCGAUCAACAGGCUGAACGAAAGUUUAAUACCGUCACACCAAGUCGUUAGUGAGAGACCUAAUCAGAGUCCAAAUCACGUCGUAUCAACCACAACGGUAACGCCGAAUGAUAUAUUUUCUGAAUUAAAUCAAUGUCUGUUAGAGUUACAUAAUAACCUAAAUGAACACGGUCAUUCAGUACAAAUAAACCCUGAUCUAAUCGAUGCAGUCAAUCAGUUGAAUGAAAAUUUAAGAUCGUCAGAACAGAGCAAUACUCAAAAUGAAAACCCCAGACGAAUUUCCAGUCAAACUGUAUCAAGUACGCCGGUCACGUCGCACGACAUAUUUUUCGAAUUAAAUCAAUGUCUGUUAGAGUUACAAAAUAACCUAAUCGAACAAAGAGAAUCUUUGCAGAUAAAUCCAUGUUUAAUAGACGUGGUGAAUCAAAUCAAUGAAAAUAUGUCAUUACCUCCCGUUCAGAAUAUCGUCUCGACUCCAGAAAACGCUCAGGAACCUAGUCCGUUAUCUUCUCAUGAUAUGAUACACGAACUUAAUCAAAGUCUUAUGAGGAUAAAUGACGGUCUUGUUAACUUAAUCGAAAACCCUGACAAUAUUGCACAAAAUUCGGAAAACGAUAAUGAACGCAACCGACCAAUGGAAAACAUACAAUCACCUAAUACCCAAGAUUCUCAAAUGGAAAACACACAUUCGCCCGAUACCCAAGAUUCUCAGAUGGAAAAAUCGCCCGAUAUCCAAGUAGAGCAAGAGGGUGAUGGAUUAGAUCCUAAUAUUAGAAUAAUUAAUCGGGAAAGAUUCAACAACACUGAGAUUAGGAGAAGAGUGAAUUUUUCUUCUAUCGCGAACGUUGACAGCUUUGCAGAUUUUUAUAAUUAUGUUUUAGAGAUUUUAAACAGCGCGAUUGAAAUCGCUAACAAUUAAUUUCUGCCAAGGAUGUAGUCACCGUUGAAAUUAGAGGUGAUACGAUCAAUGUUUCAUCACGCGUUCAAUUAGACAAUGGUGUCAUCGAUUUAGGUUCUUUUCUGACCAUGCUCAAAAAUGCAAUUCAGAGUAAACGUGAAAUUUUUACCGAUAAUACCCUUGAAAUAGUCGUCCAAAUCGUUCGACCACCUCGGGGUGGUGGAAUUAGAAGGAAAAUAGGCCAUAUAUUCAAAUCAGAAACCCUGCAGAAGAAAAUGCAGCAUCUAUACAUUUUUCACAACAGAGACAACAUGUGCUUCGCCUUGUGUGUUAGCCAACUUUUGAAUCGUGAAAAAAAUGAUUUUGAAACCGAACAAAUCGCUAGAAAAUUACAACACGAUGUGGGAUUAUCCGUAAACACCGCUGUCAGCUUCGCUGACGUACCGAGAUUUGAGAGACAUUUGAAUUGCAAAAUCGUAAUCAUACACUGUUCUGCUAGCAAAGCCGGAUACUCUUUCUUUCAAACUAGCAAGACUCCCCACGAAAAAACCAUUUACUUGUUUUUACAUGACAACCACUAUUACGGGGUUAAAAGUAUCAACGGACUUUUAGGAACGAGUCAUGUUUGUCAUUUCUGCCAUUCGGGGUUUGACGUUUUAUGGAAGCAUAAAUGCGCUUAUAGCUGCAACGUUUGUCACGACCCCGAUUGUUACAAACACCCUAAGAAUGUUACUAAAUGUCCAGAGUGUCAGAGACUGUGUAGCUCCCAAUACUGUUUCGAGAGGCAUAAAGCAAAGAUUAAAUCGCACAAAGGCGAAUAUUCUAUGUGUGAAACGGGAUUCUACUGCGGUAAAUGUAAACGUGUGAUAAGGGAUAAUCCUUCUAAUCGUGAGAAUCACGUAUGUGCCCAUUCGAAAUGCAUACUCUGUGGCCAAAAACUCGAUGAGGAUAUCGAGCAUAGAUGUUUUAUACAGAGGGCCAGGAAAGAAAGCGAAAAUACGGAUUAUGUGUUUUACGAUUUUGAAACUAGGCAGGAAACAGGAACACAUGUAGCUAAUUUCAUAUGCUGUAUUGAUUUUAAGGGAGAGGAGUGGGUGGCUGAAGGGGAUGAUUGCGUCAGUGCCUUCUUUAAAAAGUUUCGGUGUAAUGCAUACCACGGAUACAAGUUUAUAGCCCAUAACGCUAGAGGGUUCGAUUCAUACCUUUUGUUAAACCAUUUAGUGAAAGAAGGAAUCACACCCGAAAUCAUAGCACAAGGCGGUAAAAUUUAGUGUUUCAUCGAUACCGCGUUUCCUCAGUCCUACAUUGAUAGUCUAUCGUUCUUACCCAUGAAAUUGAGUAGCAUCCCAAAAGCCAUGGGUUUUUCGGAAAGCAAGAAAGGCUAUUUUCCCCAUUUCUGGAACACCGUAGAACAUCAGGAUUACGUAGGGCCGUAUCCUGACCCUAAGUUUUACGAUGUAGAUGGCAUGAUGCCUAAGGAUAGAGAAGAAUUCUUUAAGUGGUACAGAACGGUUUCUGACAAAGUCUUUGAUUUCAAGAAAGAGAUGGCGGAAUACUGUGUGAACGAUGUAGAAAUUUUGAGAAAGGGUUGUAUAGCUUUCAGACAAGAAAUUCUGGAUAGUACAAAGGUCGAUCCUUUUAAAUGCAUAACGAUCGCAUCUGUGUGCAUGAAAAUCUUUAGAACCAACUUCCUGCGUAAAGACACUUUAGCUAUUCCGCCGCUUGAUAAUUACAUCACCACUCAGAAAUCUUUCUCAACACCUUCCAUACAAUGGCUCGAAUAUGUUUCAAAAACGCAAAACCUACCCAUUCGCCACGCGUUGAACGAAGGUGAAGUCAGGUUCGGUACCUAUUACGUAGAUGGUUACUGUGAGGAAGGGGAAAACCGUAAGGUUUUUGAGUUUCUUGGGUGUUUUUAUCACGGCUGUGAAAAGUGUUUUCCCUCAAUGACCCCGCAUCCUCUUACCAAAUCAAACGCAACCUUCGGAGAUAUCCGUCAAAAAUCGAUGGAGAGAAUUAAGAAUUUGCAAGACACUCUCAAUUUGCAAGUCACUCUGAUGUGGGAACACGAGUGGAAUGAAAUGAAGAAAAACGACAAUCUCGUGCAAAAUUUUCUAAAAGACAUUGACUUUCCUGAGCAUUUAAACCCUCGAGAUGCUCUUUACGGCGGUCGAACAAACGCGUUAAACUUGCAUUAUGUAGCUCAACCCGGUGAGAGAAUCGAUUAUUUCGACUUUACAUCGCUUUACCCAUUCGUAAAUAAGACAAAGACAUACCCGAUCGAUCACCCUAUCAUCAUUUAUCGUGACUUUCAACCUCUGAAAAAUUACUUCGGUAUCAUUAGAGCAAAGGUAUUACCACCUAGGGGUCUGUGGGCACCUGUUCUACCAUUUCGUGUAAAAAGCAAACUCCUCUUUCCUCUAUGUAGAACGUGUGCCGAACAUCAGUUAAAACAUUGCGAUCAUACGGCUCAGGAGAGAGCUCUUAUCGGAACAUGGGCAUCUAUCGAAAUUGAGAAAGCCGUCGAAAAAGGUUACAAAAUUCUAAAAGUGUUUGAAGUGUGGCACUUUCCUAAAAGGUCUGAUAAGCUUUUUACGAGAUAUAUUAAAAUGUUCCUCAAGACCAAACAGGAAAGUUCAGGUUAUCCGUCCUGGGUCGUUGAUGAAUCAUCUAAACGUGAGUACAUUCGCAAAUAUGAGGAGAACGAAGGGAUUACGUUGGAUCCGAAAUUUAUCACUGUUAAUCCUGCCAAAAGAUCCGUGGCUAAACUCGCACUAAACUCGUUGUGGGGUAAGAUGUGUCAAAGACCAGACAGAUCUAACACGACCUUAAUUCGAGAUCCUGCCGAGUUUUUACAGUUCAUGUUCUCCGAUAUUUAUAAUGUGAGUCAGUUCUCUUUUUUGAAUGAGGAGGUGGCGAUGGUACAGUGGCGUUACGCAGACGAGAGAUUGAUUAAACCGCUAAACGCUAAUGUAUUCAUCGGCAUUUUCACUACAGCGUACGCUAGGCUUGAGCUGUACAAUUUGAUGGAUCGAUUGGAUCAGCGUUGUUUGUACACAGACACAGAUAGCGUCAUUUUUAAAAGUAAGGAAGGUGACUGGAUGCCACCCUUAAGCGAUUACUUGGGUGGACUUACCAGCGAACUAGAUGAUGGCGAUCAAAUCGUGGAAUUUGUAAGCGCAGGUCCUAAAACCUACGGUUACAAAACCAUGAAAGGAAAAACAACCAUGAAAGCUAAAGGCAUUACUUUAAAUUAUAUAAAUUCUGAAAUUGUCAAUUUGAAAUCACUAACAGAACUGGUGGACGAGCGAGUGAAAAAUCCGGAUCAUACAGGUCAUCUCGUAACCACGCAUAACCAAAUCAUGAGAGAUAAAAAGGGGUUUCAUUUGAGAAACAAAUCACAGUUGAAAAGGUUCAGGGUUGUGUACGAUAAGCGUGUUUUAUUAUCUGAUUUUACAACUCUCCCUUACGGCUAUUAAGACUAUUCUUGUAUAUAGGUGUGUAUAGUUUCUGUUGAUGUGUUUUGUAAAGGAAAAUAUGAACGUGACUGCUUUUGACGCUAGGAUGCAACUUCCCUUUUCAUGUAUCGUAUGUGGACCGAGUAAUAGUGGAAAAUCUUUUUUUAUCAAAAUGCUGUUGGAAAACUGUAAAGAGGCAAUGUCGGUUGUUCCGGAAAACAUUGUCUGGUGUUAUACGUGUUGGCAGCCUCUGUACGAUGAAUUAUUGACCAGAAUAAAAAUAAUUUUUCUUCAAGGAA
This is a messenger RNA of Ictalurus punctatus (channel catfish), 5791 nucleotides long. RefSeq lists its product as uncharacterized. Gene Ontology annotation, molecular function: DNA-directed DNA polymerase activity; nucleotide binding; DNA binding. The record is from RefSeq and is a predicted model, not a curated record. Bases 3363 to 5513 code for a protein of 716 amino acids. Lineage: Eukaryota; Metazoa; Chordata; Actinopteri; Siluriformes; Ictaluridae. Gene Ontology annotation, biological process: DNA replication. The transcript has 2 exons.